AUGUCUGCUUUGGAUUUUUUACACAAUGCUCUCACAGUUGGUAACACGAGACUGCGCAUAGAAAAGGAUGACAGGGACACUGUCAUCUUCUUUUUCAUGGUUCUCUCAGUUGUGAGAUUAGUAAUGGUAGGAGUAAACAACGCAUCUGCCAGAGGAAUCCCCUCGUUGGUUCCAUAUCUCUUGAAGAAGCUGAACAUUUGUCACCCCAAGAAAAAGCACAAGUUGGCUGAGUCCCUGUGGUUCUUUACUGACCCACCAAUAACUGGAGGGAAGAUAAUAGCAAAAUGGCCCUUGAUUGUCAUGUCUCCAGAGGCGAAAACGCUCAUACUAAUGUGCACUGGUUUUUGGAUCUCCUGUCUAGUCUACAUAAACUGGGAAACCAGAAGGUCAGACAUGGAGAUUUUGCGCUUUCACCAUAUAACCACUAUACUUUUGAUUAUAGUUGCCCAUAUAUACAACUUUUACAGGAUAUCAUUACUUAUAAUAUUAUUUCACGAUGUACCGGAUGUACUCUUGUAUGCAACAAAGUCCUUGUCGUACACAAAGUUUGUGCAUAAAGGCAUAACCACGAUAUUCUUUGUACUUUAUGGGUUAUCACAUUUUCUUGGUCGUUUUAUUCUUCUCUCAAAAUACAUUGUGUAUCCACUGCUGUUAAACCUUGACCCAUUUGAGCAUGUUGGAGGGAAAAUUACAAAAGCAUGGGAGCUACCAGGAGGUAUUUUCUGCCCUAUUUCUAUAAUCUGUCUUACGAUCAUGAACAUUUACUGGCUAAAUCUAAUUAUCAAAGUAUUUAGAAUGGCUGUGUUAGAGAAUGGAGACGUGGAGGAUAUUCGUGAAGAGGACGAUGACUAG
Molecule: messenger RNA, 852 nt
Organism: Theileria equi strain WA
Lineage: Eukaryota; Apicomplexa; Aconoidasida; Piroplasmida; Theileriidae
Exons: 5
Coding region: 1-852 (283 amino acids)
Biological process (GO): ceramide biosynthetic process
Cellular component (GO): endoplasmic reticulum; membrane
Molecular function (GO): sphingosine N-acyltransferase activity
Source: RefSeq, a predicted model, not a curated record